AUACUCUGCUUUCAUGUGUGUGAGUGGGGGAAGGGGUAAAUUCUGAAACGAGGAGAAAAAAUUUUCCUUGAUUCAAUUUUGGGUCAAAACUCGUGGUAUUCAUUUCGUUGAAAGACGUCAAAGUCUCAUGUUUAACGCGCGUGAGAGAGUGUUGUUCUAGAGAAACAAUUAUUCUUCUGGUUUCUUUUUUUACAAAUGUUAAUAUUAAUAAUGUUUUAGUAAAAAUAAAAAAGUAGCAAAAACAAGAAAUUUUUUCUCUAUUAAUAAUGUUUUGAUUGUUUUUUUUUUGUACUGGUGACUAGUGUAAAAAAUUCUACUAUAGUAGAAAAAAAUGUGCCAAAACUAGUAGAAAAUAGUUGCGAUACGUAAAAAUUUUAUUUUUUACCGGAAAAGUAAAGACAAUCUUUUUUUCCGUGUUUUCAAAAUUGAAAAGUACGAUUGUGUCUGUUUUUCUACAAAAAUGAUGCAGGAGCAUAAAUCGUUCUUAAUUCGCGAUCUUCUUGGCGAUGUUUUGGCCGAACGUGUUCAAGAUGACUCGGAGGACGAUUCAGCGUUACAUUCGGACUCGGAGGAUACAAUUGAUCCCGGAAGUAGUCCCUGCACGCGUUUAGAGAGUCCAACGCCUAUUUUGUCAUCAUCGCCAGUGUCAGCGAAUUCGGGAAAAAAUUGCAUUGCACCUGGAGGCGGCGGUGGUGGUUCGAGUGGUCGAAAACCAAGAAGAAGACGAACUGCCUUUACACACGCCCAAUUGGCCUAUCUGGAGAGGAAAUUUCGUUGCCAAAAAUAUUUGAGCGUCGCCGAUCGCAGUGACGUUGCCGAUGCACUUUCCUUAUCCGAAACUCAAGUGAAAACCUGGUAUCAAAAUCGAAGGACAAAAUGGAAGAGACAGAAUCAGCUACGUCUGGAGCAGCUUCGUCAUCAGGCGACGGUGGAAAAGGAACUUUUAGUUCGCGGUGUUGGUCUUCAUCAUGGCAGUAUAGACGCGUACUGCCCACCAUAUUCUCAAGCUUCGUCGCAUCCACCACCCCCGCCGCCGCCCCCGGCACCAACAACCGCCUCCACUGCCGCAUUCCUAUCAACGGCUGCUGCCCUUUUCAGAAAUGUUACGUACGUUCACGGUUGUCCACUAUAACCCGCCUAUAGUUCAUUAUUCGACGGCAAUCAUUCAUUCUGAACUUUUGUUUUUCGAUGAGAAAUUUUCAUAUCUUCUUUUCACUGAAAAAAAAAAAAGAUUUAUUCGAUUCAAAUAACCGAUUCUAUUAACAAAUUAAUAUUUACUUGAUUCAAAUCAUUUUUAUUUCAAACAAAUA
This is a messenger RNA of Leptopilina heterotoma, 1310 nucleotides long. RefSeq names its product homeobox protein slou. The transcript is spliced from 3 exons. The record is from RefSeq and is a predicted model, not a curated record. The coding region runs from base 461 to 1132 and encodes 223 amino acids. Lineage: Eukaryota; Metazoa; Arthropoda; Insecta; Hymenoptera; Figitidae. Gene Ontology annotation, molecular function: RNA polymerase II cis-regulatory region sequence-specific DNA binding; DNA-binding transcription factor activity, RNA polymerase II-specific. Gene Ontology annotation, cellular component: nucleus. Gene Ontology annotation, biological process: regulation of transcription by RNA polymerase II; cell differentiation.